This is a messenger RNA of Episyrphus balteatus (marmalade hoverfly), 777 nucleotides long. RefSeq names its product UPF0729 protein CG18508. Bases 177 to 551 code for a protein of 124 amino acids. The record is from RefSeq and is a predicted model, not a curated record. Lineage: Eukaryota; Metazoa; Arthropoda; Insecta; Diptera; Syrphidae. The transcript has 3 exons.
GUUCAAAAUAUAGAGGAAUUUCUGGCGAUGUGCAUACUCGUGGAACACUUAAAUGCAUCCUGCAUCCAUCUUGUGGUAGAUGAUGUUAAAAAUAUGCGCACCCUGAUGAUGCUGAAGUACCUACAUUCUGGUCCGAUGAAGAUGGAUAUAGCUCUGGCUGGAGGUUGAAAAUAAACAUGGCUGUGGCUGGUACUAGACUAAUACAUUCGAUUCCUUCUAAGUCCAAUUUUCCGAUGCACGAAAAUUCGUUCGAGUUGGAGAGAAAUUCAAUUUUGCUAUACAUUUGGCAUAAAUUCAUUCAACCAAUUAUGUUAAAAUACUGGAAUCCAUGGGAGAAGAAGGACGAACAAGGAAAUGUUAUUAAAGCAGCUCCAGAAUUUCCAUUCCAAUGCAAAGGAGGUGUUUGUCCAUUUCCUGGUGCAUCUAAAAAAGCAGUAACUGAAUCGGAAGGUUCCACAGCAAAUGAUAGCUCAACAGCAGCUUCAACAUCACAAUCAUCAUCUUCAUCAGCUGCUGCUGUGUCAACAGAUGACUCAAAAAAAGAAAAUUAAAUUAGAAUAAAUCAUGUUUAUAGAUGAUUCCUUUAUAAAAAUUAAUAGAUAAUAAGUUAGUUAUUAUUACAAAAAAUUGUAUAAGCGUAAUUUAGAAUAAUAUUAUUUCUAUUACUCAUGUUUUUGUGUGUAAAUUUUAAGAAUGCGUAAGAAAAGACGAAGGUCACUGAGACCAAAAAUCAGAAAAUUAAAAUUUUAAUUGUGUGGGCAUAGAAUACUAAACUAA